CUAUGAACGCCACUAGUAACAUGCCCCAGAAUUAUUAUGAAUGUAGAUUGUAGAUAGUUUGAAGCCUGGGUGUUUUUUUAAAUGGCUCAUCUUUAUCUGUAAUUAAUAAACACAUUUCCUGCUAGAAAUCCACUUAUUCUUUCAAUCGCGAAGGUGCCAAUUAAAAUGGUUAAGUGCUUUGUUGUAGGUUGCAAGACAGGGUAUAAAUCAAACAAGGAGAAAGUUGGAUGCUUCAAGGUUCCAAAAGAUGAGAAACUGUUAACUUUGUGGCAAAAAUUAAUACCAAGAGGUGACAAGACAUUAUCAAGUAAUGAUCAUGUCUGUUCCAAACAUUUUAAAGAAGAAUAUAUAAUCAAAACGAAAACCAUUCUCGAUCAAGCCUAUCCAUUAAAGAUUUGGAAGUUGACAGCCCAAGCCGUUCCCACACUUAAUCUAUGGAAUAAUGGAGAGCAAGACACAAAGAUGAGGAAGAGCAAAAGUAAAAAGAAUAUUGAUGUAGAACAGUGGAAGAAAACACUUGAAUCACAUUACACCAGUCCUCAGCCACUUCAAUUGCUGGACAAUAAUUUAAUAGUAGUAGUGCCCAACACAGUUGACAGGUUAGCAGCUGAUGUUGAGAUGACAGAUCCUCAACCGGAAAAUGACAAUAAAGAUUCAGUCAAUCAACCAAUCAUCAUUGAGGAAGUUGAGCAACCAGUCAUAGAGGCAGUCGACAAUGCUAUAUUUGAUCCCACAAAAGCAAAGCUUCCUAGCUCAUGGAGAUGGUGUCCUAGUUGUGAACAUUAUCAAGAGGAUGAUCCUACUGCUAACAAGAUAACUGCUGUUAGAUUUGGUGUAGUUAACAACACCAAAGUUAUCCUCAAAAUGAUAACAAUUGCUGGUGAAGAAGUGUCUUACACCGUCAAGGGAGCGCUUAUCAAACCUCCCGAGUUCCUGCCGAAAUCCAUCGAAAAAGUAGAAGAACUCACAGAUCUCUUGUCUCGCUUCGACUCGGCCAAUAUUUGUGGUGGUUUCAAAUUUGAUUUUGAGAAAGCACUUUCACCCUCCCUGAAAAAAGCCACAGUCAUGGAGUAUGGUGAACGGCGAUCGAAGUUGUGCAUUCGGAUUCUUCAAAAAGGUUCAACCUGCUACAGAUGCCAGCACCUAAAUAAUUUAGCUGCUGGUGAUGAGUCGCUGAAACCAAAUAAAAUGGAUGGACUUUUAGAACGAAGCCAGACAUUAACCAACGAAAAUCGCCUGUUAAAACGAAAGUUGGAUCGUAAGGAAAGACUGAUCAAGGUAACAAAUAUGAAGAAUGAAUUUAUUAGAAUUGUUGCAAUUGUUCUCUUUGUGUUUAGGAAUUAA
Molecule: messenger RNA, 1344 nt
Organism: Daphnia pulicaria
Lineage: Eukaryota; Metazoa; Arthropoda; Branchiopoda; Diplostraca; Daphniidae
Exons: 2
Coding region: 166-1344 (392 amino acids)
Molecular function (GO): sequence-specific DNA binding
Source: RefSeq, a predicted model, not a curated record